GCGCAGGGGGAUGGGGCGACGGUGACGCGAUUCUGUCCGCGUUGGAGGGGCCGGGCCGCUGCCGGAGUCGCCGCGGCUGCCGCGUGACGUGGCAUAGCCGAAGAUUUAACGCCAGAGCCGGAGCAGCCCCGCCAGUCGUCAAGCAGGUCAUCACCCCGCUAAUUCCUUCCCGGAGGGGAGCUCCGUCCUACACAUCGGCUGGCGAGCCGUCCCUGCGGCCCUCAGCUCCUCUUUCCUCCCUGAGUUUGCCGGGAGCGUGAAAGAAGGCUCGGGGUCGCGCCAAACCCCUUCUGCUUCUGCCCAUCGCAAGUGCCACUACCGCCAUGGGCCUCACCAUCUCCUCUCUCUUCUCCCGUCUCUUCGGCAAGAAGCAGAUGCGCAUUUUGAUGGGCUCCGGACACGCAGGCUCAGCGGCCAUGGCUCACAGGCCCAGCCGCUCCGCAGCAUGUGGGAUCUUCCCGGACCAGGGCACGAACCCGUGUCCCCUGCAUCGGCAGGCGGACUCUCAACCACUGCGCCACCAGUUGGGUUGGAUGCUGCUGGCAAGACCACCAUUCUGUAUAAACUGAAGUUAGGAGAGAUAGUCACCACCAUUCCUACCAUUGGUUUUAAUGUGGAAACAGUAGAAUAUAAGAACAUUUGUUUCACAGUAUGGGAUGUUGGUGGUCAAGAUAAAAUUAGGCCUCUCUGGAGGCAUUACUUCCAAAAUACCCAGGGUCUUAUUUUUGUGGUAGAUAGCAAUGAUCGUGAAAGAAUUCAGGAAGGAGCAGAAGAGCUGCAGAAAAUGCUUCAGGAAGAUGAGCUGCGAGAUGCUGUGUUGCUGCUUUUUGCAAACAAACAGGAUUUGCCGAAUGCUAUGGCCAUUAGUGAAAUGACAGAUAAAUUAGGUCUUCAGUCUCUUCGUAACAGAACAUGGUAUGUUCAAGCCACUUGUGCUACACAAGGAACCGGUCUGUAUGAGGGACUUGACUGGCUGUCAAAUGAGCUUUCAAAACGUUAAAUGAAACUGGAUAUCUAACCAAGGACAUGUUUGAUAGAAUUGGUCUAGGCUUGUUACAACAAAAUUAGUUUGCAUCUUGGUUUUUAAACAAUAUGUGGGACUGGUUUGGGCAGAAUAUUACAGCGUUUAAACUUAUUUUGUUGCCAAUUAUUGUUUACCAAGUAUAAUGUUGCCAUUUAGCAAUAUGCUUGGUUUUAAAGAGAUUCUCUUAACUUGGGGAAAAAAACUGUCCUCUUUUAAUUUUACUUCCCUUAAGCCUAAAUGCCUGGACAUAGCUAAUGUGACACCUUUAAAUAAAUCCAUUUUGAAUGUUUUUUUGAGCCCACAACAAAUAAUGUUUUAAAGUUAUCCCCUUGCUACUUUACUGAUACGUUUAUCAUUCCUGGGACAGUCUGCUGAUUUAAAAAAUGUAGCAUUCCAUUUGUAUUUAUUUUUCUCCCUUGCCAAAAAAGAUUUUUUAAUACUGCUUGUACCAGCCAGGGAAAUGCUCCAAAACACUAUUCAGAUCUUUUGCACUGAGGAACUUAUAUUUCCCUCCCAUUAUUAACUCCUGGCUUCCAUCGGCCAAGCUUACCUUGGUGUGGUUUGGAUUUGAUAGCUAAUUAGUUCUGUGCUAGUUGCAAAGAGUUCAUAUUGAGAUGAUUUUUAAUACUCAGCAGAUUGUCUUCCUUUAUAUUAUAUCUUUUUUAUGUUGCAUGUUGCUUUUGGUAUCAGCCUGACUCUUGGCCCAGUAUAUGAUAGUUCUGCUGAUGUUUUAUUGUUUGUUGGUGAACAUGUCUUCAUUAAGAGUUUUGGAAAACUCAUCAGACUCAAUAAGUUUUCUUCAUAACCCAUUUGGAAUUAUUCCUAAUAAAAUGAUAAAACAUGUAA
Molecule: messenger RNA, 1870 nt
Organism: Lagenorhynchus albirostris (white-beaked dolphin)
Lineage: Eukaryota; Metazoa; Chordata; Mammalia; Artiodactyla; Delphinidae
Gene: ARF4
Product: ADP ribosylation factor 4
Exons: 7
Coding region: 446-1000 (184 amino acids)
Biological process (GO): intracellular protein transport; vesicle-mediated transport
Cellular component (GO): cytoplasm; plasma membrane
Molecular function (GO): GTP binding; GTPase activity
Source: RefSeq, a predicted model, not a curated record